AAUGUAAACGCAAACGUCCACGUCAGAUUUCUCGAAAAGUGUUUUGUUCCGGAAAAAUUCCUGUUUUGCGCGAUUUCAUCCAGAAUAAUUCAUUUCCUGCUAACGUAAAAGAUCGCCGAGGGUGCAAACAUGAGCGGAGCGGAGGGCGAAAGUCUGGUGGACAUGGAGAACUUGUUCUUCGUCGGCAGUUACGUUCCCUCGCAGAACGAGUUCUACAGAAUUCGGACUCCGUCGCUGGAGAAGGACAUUCUCAUGUACCGGGCGUACAUCGCUCAGGCCAGAUUCCGCAUCGUGUUGGACGAAGUGCAAGAGACCAACGAUACGCCCGUGCUGUCCAUGCGCCACCUCGCCGAGUACUUGUACGUCCCGGAGCGCAAAGAGACCGUCCUGGCGCAGAUCGAGGAAAAACUCCGCGGUGAUACCAGCGAGAUGCAUGUGAUCUGGACCAUCGUCGGUGCAACCAUCUACAUAAACGAGGAGAUGUACGAGACGGCAUUGAAGCUAUUGGCCGGAAAUAACAACCUGGAGUGUCUGUCGCUGUACAUGCACUGUCUUUUGAAGAUGUCGAGAGUUGACUUGGCCAAGCAGGUUCUACUAACGAUGCAGGAGAAGGACGACGAUGCCAUUCUUACGCAGCUUUCCCAGGCUUGGCUGAACAUCCAGAUCGGUGGCGAAAAGUUGCAGGACGCCUUCUACAUUUUCCAAGAUCUGUGCGACAAAUUUUCACCUACCUUGCUGCUGUUGAACGGACAAGCCGUGUGCUACCUAGGCCAGCAAAAGUAUGAUGAUGCCGAGCGUGUGCUUCGCGAAUGUUUGAACCGCGAUACCAACCACUACGAUACCCUCGUCAAUUUGCUCUUUUUAACGCAGCAAAAGGAAGGCAACAGCACACAGUUCCAUCGCUACCUGACACAGUUAUUGGGACACAAGAAUACGGCAUUCGCGACGAUGUACAACAAAAAGAAGUCCGAGUUUGAACGGAUCAUUAAACAGUAUGGUCCAUCGAACACGAAACACGUCAGUGAAAUCGUAGCUUAAACCGUCGCCAAACGUUUGCCGAUACGCUCACUUGCAAGCGAUGAAACAUGUAUUCCAACAUCUUCUGUAAUCUUUCAUCCUUAAAUAAGAACUGUGAAGAAACCACCUGACUA
Anopheles darlingi is the source of this 1151-nucleotide messenger RNA. RefSeq names its product coatomer subunit epsilon (gene epsilonCOP). The transcript is spliced from 3 exons. NCBI's taxonomy places the organism in Eukaryota, Metazoa, Arthropoda, Insecta, Diptera, Culicidae. The record is from RefSeq and is a predicted model, not a curated record. Gene Ontology annotation, cellular component: COPI vesicle coat. Gene Ontology annotation, biological process: intra-Golgi vesicle-mediated transport; retrograde vesicle-mediated transport, Golgi to endoplasmic reticulum; endoplasmic reticulum to Golgi vesicle-mediated transport. Gene Ontology annotation, molecular function: structural molecule activity; protein binding. The coding region runs from base 130 to 1038 and encodes 302 amino acids.